Oryza brachyantha (malo sina) is the source of this 1212-nucleotide messenger RNA. Its product is annotated as peptidyl-prolyl cis-trans isomerase A1. The transcript has 6 exons. Bases 172 to 918 code for a protein of 248 amino acids. NCBI's taxonomy places the organism in Eukaryota, Viridiplantae, Streptophyta, Magnoliopsida, Poales, Poaceae. The record is from RefSeq and is a predicted model, not a curated record. Gene Ontology annotation, biological process: protein folding; protein peptidyl-prolyl isomerization. Gene Ontology annotation, molecular function: peptidyl-prolyl cis-trans isomerase activity.
GGCACACGUCAUCAUCAUCUCCAAGCGCGCGGCGGCGAGACGGCCGAGAGAACUCCGGGACCUCACCUACCAGUCCAGAGCUGCUACCGCCGAGCCCGUGCGCACAUUCUCCAAUUCGAAUAUCCGGUUCCGAUAAGCCCCCUCCCCCUUCACCCCUGCACCACCACCGCCAUGGCGUGCAGGCCGGCCGUGUGCUAUUGCGCCCCCUCCGCCCUCGCGCCUCCGCGCAACCGCCGCCUCCUCGUCGUCUCCGCCUCCGCGCGCGGCGGCGCCCCGGGAGGACGCUCUCCCCGCUCCGGUUCCGGCUGGCCCGCCGCCCGCGCGCUCAGGCUCGGCACACGCCACGGGGUCGGCUCCGGCCUCGUCGUCCGCGCAGCCGCCGCAGAGGGGGCCGUGGAGCUGCAGGCGAAGGUCACGAGCAAAUGCUUCUUCGACGUCGAGAUCGGCGGGGAGCCCGCGGGGAGGGUGGUCAUCGGGCUCUUCGGCGAAGUCGUCCCCAAGACGGUGGACAACUUCCGCGCCCUGUGCACGGGUGAGAAGGGCUACGGGUACAAGGGCUGCUCCUUCCACCGAAUCAUCAAGGACUUCAUGAUUCAGGGUGGGGAUUUCCAGAACAACAACGGAACUGGUGGUAGGAGUAUCUAUGGUGAAUGCUUCGACGAUGAAAAUUUCACAUUAAAGCAUACCGGUCCUGGUGUACUAAGCAUGGCAAAUGCUGGCCCUGACACAAAUGGAAGCCAGUUUUUCAUUUGUACUGUGAAGACACCAUGGUUGGACAGCCGCCACGUUGUCUUUGGGCAUGUCCUGGAGGGGAUGGACGUGGUGAAGAAUCUUGAAGCACAAGAAACCAGCAGGUCAGAUACUCCUAAGCAGCCCUGCAGAAUCGUGAAUUGUGGUGAACUUCCCUUGGACGGCUGAGCAAGUCAAUGGUUCAGUGGUUGGGAUUAAGCGAACAUUUUCUUUUUGUUCUGUUGAAUAUUGAUUCUUAAGGAGGGCUAGUUGAAUCUUGUUCGGUUAGACAAACUUUUGGCAUAGUUAGGAUACUUGUGAGGUAUUACUUCAUGAGUAAAUGAGACAUUGUUUUCGGCAAGAUAGACUAGAAAUGUCACGCGGCAUAAUUUUAUAUGAAACAAUCAUUUUAGUAAUUAUAACCGUAAAAUACAUGUUUAAUGUUGGUAUGAAUUAUAUUAAAUGAAGAAAAAGACGUUGUUU